UGAGCACAAAUAAUGUCUGUGCCGCCAGCAACACUUGUAAUUAUUGGAGCGAGCGCAAACAAUGCACAGAGAAAACGACAACAGAAACAACAACCACAAAAGAGCAAGUCCAGUGCUCAGCAGCCAGAAGGUAAAGUUCGAGAGCAGUUACCCAAACAACAACAACAACAACAACAACAACAGCAACAGCAACAAGCACAGCCAAAUGCCAAGUUAAAUAGUUGCCAAAUAAGUUAAAAGCGAAAAAAAAACCCAAACAUUUGGCAGCUAUCUUAUCGGUUAUCUAGCGACUAUUUGUAAGGAUUUGUAGCAUGAAAAUACAUUUGCUAUGACAUAAACAUUAGACUAUAAAUUGACGGGGUGGGGACUGUAAAAUUUUAGUUAGACGACACAGCGAAGACGCAGCUGAACGCGAGCGAAAAAUUAAAUUUAAAAAAAAAAAAUGGAAAGCAGAACAACAACAACAAUUGAAGAAAUUAGCACGGAAAUAAAUGGCGCAAUAGUAAUAGAAAGUUUUGAAAUAGCAACAAUUGAGACGACGCCAACGCCGGCGAAGCGCGUGCAUCACGAACAGCAUCAUCACAAACAUCGUCAUCAUCACCGUCAACAUCAUGAUCAAAGGGCAACGACAUUAACCAUAACCGAUGUCAGCGAUGGCUUGGAUAUUACAGAGACUGAGCAGCCAGAGACAGAAAAUCACCACCAUCAUCAUAAAGACAAACAAGCCGAACCACAGUUGUCCUUGCCACCACCACUGCCCAAGUCCUCGCCACCCUAUCUAACGCCCAGCGAUGAACAGGACCAGUUUGUGUGGCUUACUGAUUUGGAUGCGUCGCCACAGCAGCCAGCAUCAUUAACUGAAGAGCCGAAGCCGCUGGCAAUGCAGACACCACCCACGCCCAGGAGCUCAACCGGCUGUCAACCACUCCAGACAGCAGCAGCAGACACUGCAGUGACAUCAGCAGCAGCAGCAGCUACUGUAAGUCAAACAGCGUUCAGCAGUGAGACUCAACUGCAGCAGUCUGCACCUGCACCACCGCCAACUGCAACAACCGAGCAGGCUGUGUCGCUAACGGAUUCGGAUGCGCUGCCACAACAGUCCGCGUCCUUGGCCACAGUUAAGCAGUUGCCACAACAAGCACCAGCCGCCAACAAUAGCUCUGAGUGGGUGGUGCAGUCGUUGACCGUGGCUGCAGCUCCUACAGCUGCAGCAACAGCUCCAUCAGUACGCCAAACGGAGCUCAUCAUUGAGACUCAACCGAUAAAGGGGGCGCCAUUGGCACAACCUAUGGUGCUCGUCGGCGAGGUAACUGCCGACACCAUCGAUACACGCAGAAAAUCGUACAGGGUCAGCAUGGAUUUGACUGCAUCACCACUGCAGGAGCCGAAGAAACGAUGUUGUUGCCGGAUUUCCUAAGAAAUUAAUCUUAAUCCUCACCUUUGAAUAGAGUUUUAACUGAGCUUUAAUUAGAGCUUUGAGUAACAUUUAAAGCUUUCUACUUACCUUUAAUAAAAGGCAAUGGAAUAUAUAAUGCAUUAGAUCGAGAGCGGCAUAGUGUGUGUUUUAAAGCUUCUUAAGUUCUAGUCAAUAUACAUACUUCGCAUAUAUUGCACUAGAGCUAGAGCUUCAUAAUUAAAGAUGUCUAAAUAAAAGC
Molecule: messenger RNA, 1655 nt
Organism: Drosophila novamexicana
Lineage: Eukaryota; Metazoa; Arthropoda; Insecta; Diptera; Drosophilidae
Product: protein hunchback
Exons: 2
Coding region: 443-1417 (324 amino acids)
Source: RefSeq, a predicted model, not a curated record